GCAGGCCAGAGCGAAACAGCGAGGCAUUUCGACACUGACUGCUAUCCGAUGUCGGAUGAUAAUGCCACAGAUCCUAUGUUGUGAUGCAUAGUUGCGCUAUAUGAGGAAUCAGGACACGCAGGUAACACUGCAGUUGCAAGUUCCACAUAAGCAUAAAAGAGGGGUUCCUUCUCCUCUACUGCUAAGCACAUCGUCCAAACCAACAGAGUGCAACCUUGCGAUCCCAUAAUGCUUUCGCUAUGAAUCUCGAUACCAAGAUUCUCAUUGUCGGGGGAGGUGCGUUCGGCACGUCAACAGCAUACAAUCUCGCACAGCGAGGGUACCGAUCAGUCCGCGUACUCGAUCGGUAUGCAGCCCCAUCACUCGACGCGGCGUCGACAGAUAUCAGCAAAAUCAUCCGCAGCGACUACAAUGAGCCUCUCUAUGCGGCCAUGGGCCUAGAAUCUAUCGCUGCCUGGCGGACUUGGGACAUGUUCAAAGACCUGUACGCCGUCCCGGGUUGGAUUUUGAGCGCUGCCAACCUUUCCAUUCCAUUUGUCGAAGGCUCCAUCGAAACAAGCACUCGACUUGGAGUCCAGGGACUGGAGCGUGUGGCACCUGACCAGAUCCGUGCAAAGUUCCCGCAAAUCACUGGGGAGCUUGAUGGAUGGGAAGUCAAUGUGUGGAAUCCGACAGCGGGAUGGGCCAAGUCAGGGGAGGCGCUGCGUCGGAUGGCACUGGCGGCACAAGCAAAUGGUGUUCAAUAUAUCUCCGGAGACCGUGGGUAUGUGCGGAAACUGGUUUUUUCCACGGAGGGAUGCCGCGGGGUCGUCACCCAGGAUGGCACCACCUAUGAAGCCGAUGUGGUCAUCGUCGCCGCUGGAGCAUGGACUCCCAGUCUUGUUGAUGUCGGUGGUCAACUGACGGCCAAAGGGCAUGCCGUAGCGCAUAUUCAGCUCACUCCAGACGAGACGCGUCACUACCGCUCACUACCCAUCCUGGACAACCUGGAGUUGGGGUACUUCCUGCCAGUACAGGAGGACGGCAUAUUCAAGCUCGCGCACAGCCAGUUCAUUACCAACACAGAGACCGAUCCUGUCUCUGGAAUCACCACGUCAAUCCCCCAUACAUUUGUGGAAAAUCCACGAGAUGACUUACCUCCGGAGAUCGAGCGCACCAUGCGGCGGAAUCUGCGACGCGUUUUCCCUGAACUAGCCGAUCGGCCAUUCUGCUUCACGCGACUUUGCUGGGACGCCGAUACUGCCGAUCGCCAUUUUCUGGUGACGCCCCAUCCCGAUCUGCAGGGACUCUUCCUAGCGACAGGGGGGUCCGCCCACGGAUUUAAGUUUCUCCCGGUCCUCGGGCGGUACAUUGCCGACGCGUUGGAGGGAACAUUGGAUCAAGAAAUCCUCCAUCAGUGGCGUUGGAGGCCGGGUAUCACUGUGAGCGCAGAUAAUUUAGCUCACCUUGAUCCUGAGAUUGAAUUGAAUAGUCUGCGUGGUUGGCGUUGUCGAAGGGAGGAGGAUGGAGGGUUGUCGAAAUUAUGAACGUAGAUAGCAGUAUAUAUUUCAGGAAGGAACCUGCAAGCCAGCUAGUAAGAAG
This is a messenger RNA of Aspergillus steynii IBT 23096, 1581 nucleotides long. RefSeq names its product NAD(P)/FAD-dependent oxidoreductase. Gene Ontology annotation, molecular function: sarcosine oxidase activity; saccharopine oxidase activity; flavin adenine dinucleotide binding. The transcript has a single exon. The record is from RefSeq and is a predicted model, not a curated record. NCBI's taxonomy places the organism in Eukaryota, Fungi, Ascomycota, Eurotiomycetes, Eurotiales, Aspergillaceae. Bases 240 to 1526 code for a protein of 428 amino acids.